GGCGGAAAUGAACUGUGGGUUGACGCGUGCGCAUUGGGCCGCCAUUACCCCGCCUCUUCUGUCAUAUCUCCCCGCCUCCUUCGCCACCUUUCCGGAAGUGCUGCGGCCCAGUGACCACGAACCGCCACCUCCGGCGGCAGGCCCCGCCCCCGGCCCCGCCCCCUGCACUGGUGUUGGCGCGGGCUGGCAGCCCGGGCCGUGCGGUUUCGGUACCCGAAACCCGGAGCGCUGAGUCGUCCGGCGUGCAGCGGCCAGGCUAUGGUCGCCGGUCCCUCGCGUCCCGCUCGGGUCGACCAGGGCUCCUUGCUCGGCCUGUGUCCAAGUCCGAGCGGUCUCUUCAGCCCGGCCCCGCAGCUCGUUUGGCGGCGGCGGCGCCCCCGGCGCGCCCCCUCCGAUGGCGGCGGAGAUCCAGCCCAAGCCCCUGAUCCGAAAGCCGAUCCUGCUGCAGCGGGUCGAGGGGUCCCAGGAGGUGGUGAACAUGGCGGUGAUCGUGCCCAAGGAGGAGGGCGUCAUCAGCGUUUCGGAGGACAGGACAGUUCGUGUGUGGUUAAAGAGAGACAGUGGACAAUAUUGGCCAAGCAUAUACCAUGCGAUGCCUUCUCCAUGUUCAUGCAUGUCUUUUAACCCGGAAACAAGAAGACUGUCCAUAGGUCUAGACAAUGGUACAAUCUCAGAGUUUAUCCUAUCAGAAGAUUAUAACAAGAUGACUCCUGUGAAAAAUUAUCAAGCACACCAGAGCAGAGUGACGAUGAUCCUGUUUGUCCUGGAGCUGGAGUGGGUGCUGAGCACGGGACAGGACAAGCAGUUUGCCUGGCACUGCUCGGAGAGUGGGCAGCGGCUGGGUGGUUACCGCACCAGCGCCGUGGCCUCGGGCCUGCAAUUUGAUGUUGAAACUCGACAUGUGUUUAUUGGUGACCACUCAGGCCAAGUAACCAUCCUCAAACUGGAGCAAGAAAACUGCACCCUGGUUACAACGUUCAGAGGACACACAGGUGGGGUGACUGCUCUCUGCUGGGACCCCAUCCAGCGAGUGUUAUUCUCCGGCAGCUCAGAUCACUCUGUUAUCAUGUGGGACAUCGGUGGGAGAAAAGGAACAGCCAUCGAGCUCCAAGGACACAAUGACAAAGUCCAGGCCCUCUCCUAUGCACAGCACACUCGGCAGCUCAUCUCAUGCGGUGGUGACGGUGGGAUUGUCAUCUGGAACAUGGAUGUAGAGAGGCAGGAGACCCCUGAAUGGUUGGAUAGCGAUUCCUGCCAAAAGUGUGAUCAGCCCUUUUUCUGGAACUUCAAGCAAAUGUGGGACAGUAAGAAAAUUGGCUUAAGACAGCACCACUGCCGCAAGUGUGGGAAAGCCGUCUGUGGCAAGUGCAGCUCCAAGCGUUCCUCCAUCCCUCUGAUGGGCUUCGAGUUUGCAGUGAGGGUCUGUGACAGCUGCCAUGAGGCCAUCACGGAUGAAGAGCGAGCGCCUACGGCCACCUUCCAUGACAGCAAGCACAACAUUGUGCACGUGCAUUUCGACGCAACGAGAGGGUGGUUACUGACUUCAGGGACUGACAAGGUCAUUAAGUUGUGGGAUAUGACCCCAGUCGUGUCUUGAUAAUACUCCCAGGCAUCAGAACGACAGUACUGACUCAAGAAACGGUUGUUCUGAUCCAAAUCAUACUGGCGCUGUGAAGCAGAUGUGUGAGAAGAACCCACCUGAGUUCACUUAUUACCCAUGCACACGGUGGUGAGCUGGUGAAUGAUCACUCACGGGGGACACUUUCAACCUGUUCAUACAAUACACAAGAAGAUAUUUUUUUAACAAACUGUUUAUACAGUCUGACUGUGCUGUGUUGUUCUGAGUAUACUGAAAACUCUGUGGGGUGUUUAAUUCUCGCCUCUUUCAGCAUUCCUUUUAGUUGCUUUGUGUGUCCGAGAAGAAUGGUUCAGGUCAUUGCAGUGAUUAUGGACUAGCUCUCAUUACUUCGGCAGGAAUCAUGUGGUCAGCACCUUUUCCCCCUCUGCCUAGCCCUCACUUUCAACUGCUGCUUACCACCAAAGUGCAUGUAGUCACACUGUGUAGCAGUUCUGCUUUCAUAGAAAUCCCCUUCCACUGAGGGAUUCAGAGAAACAUUCCUGUGAACUUAACCUUCUGGCUUCUUGAAUCACCUGAAGAAUGAUUUGUUUGCCUCAUUGGUGUUCUUGCUGAGACGAUCUUUGUGUUUCAUGUCAUUGUCUUUUCCAUAGUAGAAAAAAAAAAAAGAGAGAGAGAGAGAAAAGAAAAGAAAGAAAGAAAAGAAAAAAAAAUGCUGUGGGGACACUGUUCAGCCAUUGUCAUCACAGAAAUAGAUUGUUAUAACUCAGAGCUUCAACCCUCAGUGCCUGGAUCAUUUCUUAAUCAGUUGGAGCCUUCUGAGCCUUUAAUGGUUAGUGUUGUGGGGAUUUUUUGUUUUGUUUUGUUUGAUUUUUGUUGUUUGUUGUUUUUUUUAACACAGCUCUCCUCCAUGCAUAGUAUUAAAACAAAAAUGCUGUCCUUCAAAAAAGUCUUUCAGAUAUGUUUUUCCAUAUGACUCAUCUCUGAACUUGAACGUAUUCAUUACUGAGAUUAUAUGCUGCUAUUCUCCUCACAUCUAUGUUUUCCUCCCCUCCAACAACUAGAUAUUAAAGAUUUUAUCUAAUGUGUUUUAUCAGAAUGCUUUGCACACUUUCAUAUAAAACUGUGUCAGCCGAGACAGAAGGUACUGAGCUCAUGCUUUGUUCUUGUUGUGAGUGUAAAAAGAAGAAUGAGCCUGAAGAUCUCCAGUUUUGAGGGAAUCCAAUAAAACUUGAUAAAGGGAUAUGGAAGUACUUUUGAAAACUCUUGCUUUCCCCUAUAAAAGUAGAAUUAAAAGAGCAGCAUGCGUGUCUUCCAUACCUGGCCCCCCCCCCCAGUACUUCCUGGGAACAACACCUCAUCAGCCCUCACCUGUCAGGAGCACUAGGGGAUCAGUAGUCUCUUGGGAAUCUCCAGAUUAAAUAAAGCCCUGCAGAUAAACAGGCCAAUUACUUGCCAUUCCCUCUUCAAACCCUACCUCUACAGUGUCUUUUUUCACUUCUGGAUUGACACUUGGUGGUAGUAUUUGAAAUCCUUCUCUGCAAGAACCAGUGUAAGGAUCCCAGUUUGAGCCCCCGGCUCCCCACCUGCGGGGGAGUCUCUUCAUAGGCGGUGAAGCAGGUUUGCACGUGUGUGUCUUUCUUUCCCCCGUCUUCCCCUCCUCUCUCCAUUUCUCUCUGUCCUGUCCAACAACAACAAUAAUAACCACAACAAGGCUACAACAACAAGGGCAACAACAAAAAAAGAAAUCCUUCUCUUACCCUCUCUUUCCCUAGAAAGUAGUUCUUUCUUUCAUGAUCACAAAUCUCUUUCUAACCAGGAGAAGUCCCACCAGCCAUUUUUAAAUACACUGACCAGCAUGCUUCCUGGGGGUAGGAAGCACCCCCAUUCCUAGAGAUGAUCCAGCUGCAGCGUGGGAAGGUAGCCAGGGUACAUAGUGGUCAUCAGCUGACCACGUGGCCAUGUGACCUCUGGUCAUUUGCACACACAGAAGUAAUUACCCCUACUUCUUCCCCACUGCCCUUGCUUGCCAUCAGUCAAAACUGUUAUAACUAGCCUGAUUUGUUUUUGCAUGAUUGCUCUGUGAGAAAGCUGUAAAGAGGGAAUAAAAUUUAGAUUAGUCAAAUACUUAUUUUGUAUUCAGUCAUUAAUUACUAGAACCUGCAACCACUAAGUUGCACAUAUAAAGAGAGCUGUGUGUUGAAAUGAGUAAUAGAAAUGAACCACUGGUUUCCCUCCCUGAACUUUGGCGCUUGGCUGGUAUGUAGAGAUUUGGGGAAGCAAUAGGUCAGGUACCCAGUGAGCCUGGCUUGGACUCUUGAGUUAGGGACUUGACCUCAGACCCCAUUCAGAUAGUGGAUUGUCCCCAUUGGAGUGAUCAUGUGGGUUCACUGUGGUCGCUCUGGUCUGUGGCCCUGCACUUCAUUGUGGCCACUUCACCCCAGCCCACAAAGCUACGCAGAAGUUGAAAUCACUUGGCCAUUGCUGAUGAGUGUCAUGAUCAAAACCCAGGGUGUCUUGUCUGUUGUUCUGCCCUUUUCUUUAUCCUCUUCUGUGUGGAUGCAUGCUUGAAUUUGGUGAGACGUGCUCAGCAAACCAACCCUGUGUGUUUGUAAUGCUGUGAAUUCUGGAUUUUAUACUACAUGUCUCCACCAAUUUUGUAACUCAUAGGGUGCUGUGGUGCUGGUUGCCUGCCAAGCAUUUUAUGGAAUGGAAGCUUCAUUAAGAGUGAAAGCUGGCAGCAGCACUUGACUUUUUGUUCUGUCUAGGUUAACUAUCCUAUCACUUGCUUUUUCCCCUUGGAUUUUUACUUUAUGUGUUUUAGUUCCGUUAUUUCAACAUACAGGAGCUCUGGAAAGCGAUGCCUAACAUAGCUGUGCUGCACAUAGUUGUACUUGGUUUCUCCAAAGGAAAUGAUGUUUCUGGAAACUUUAACUACCUGGGUAUGUCUCCACUGUAGCAAAUAUGGUUUUCAAUUAACUACUUGGAAUCAUGCAUCUUUUUUAUAUAAAGUCAAUUCAUUGUGUUGUGUUUCUCAUUUGAUUGAGUUAUUCAGAGAAUCACAAAAUCACAAAAUCAGAAGGGAUCUUCAGAGGCCUAGUAUAUUCCAAGCACAGAACACUUGAGUCAUACCAGGCAGUUAGAUACAGCUGAGAUGUAAACAAGUAAAUCUAAAAGAAGAAUUUUCAAGGAGCAAAUGUUUCUGAACAUUAACUGGUAAUGGCAUGAGUGGGAGGAGUGACUUCCAGAGCCUCUGAGACAGGAAGCUUUUAGGAGCCCGGCUUGUUCCUCUUAUCACAGGAGAAUGUGACACUCUUUCGGCCCAGCCCUGUGGUGGUGAGUAGGUGGGUACUGUGCAGUGAGGCAAUUAUUGCAGGUAAACUCCAUCCCAUACUCUUCACAGACCACCCCUCUGGCAGAAGGAAAGUAGAAACCCAUGGGUUUGAACAACUUACCUGGCUUAAGGCUGAUCUUGAUGAGUCUGGGCCAAAACACAUGUUUCUCAUGUUAAACUACACCUUUUCAUAUUUGGAGAUAUAUUUUAAAGAGCACAAUUUAGUUCUGCUUAUCCUGAACUUUUUCCCUUUUUUAAAGAUUUUAUUUAUUUACUAAUGAGAAAGAUAGGAGGAGAGAGAAAGAACCAGACAUCACUCUGCACAUGCACUGCGGGGAUCAAACUCAGGACCUCAUGCUUGAGAGUCCAAAGCCCUAUCACUGCACCACCUCUCGGACCACUCAUGAAUCAUUUUCUUUCUUCCUUUCUUCCUUUCUUCCUUUCUUCCUUUCUUCCUUUCUUUCUUUCUUUCUUCCUUCCUUCCUUCCUUCCUUCCUUCCUUCCUCCCUCCCUUCCUUCCUUUCUUUCUUUCUUUCUUUCUUUCUUCCCCCUACCCCCAGAGCACUGCUCACCUCUGACUUAUAGUGGUAUAGGGGAUUGAACCUGGGACUUUGGAGCCUUAGGCAUGCGAGUCUCUCUCUUUGCAUAACCACUAUGCUAUCUAUCCCUGCCCAUGAAUCAUUUUUAACAUCUCAAUUUUAACUCUUUCUUUUCUUUUUACUGAAUAGGACAGAAAGAAAUUGAGAAGGGUGGGGGAGGUAGGGAGAAAGACAGACACCUACAAACCUGAUUCACUGCUCAUGAAGCAUCCUCCUUGCAGGUGGGAGCUAGUACUCGAACCUGGCACAUAGUAGUAUGUGCCACUGCCUGGCCCCCUAAAUUUUGACUUUCAAGCAAAAGUAUACAUCAGAGUUACUCAACAUAAAUAUUCUUUUUUUUUUUUUUUUGCCUCUAGGGUUAUUGCUGGGGCUUGGUGCCUGUACUAUAAAUCUACUGCUCCUAGAGGCCAAUUUUUCCCAUUUUGUUACCCCUGUUGUUGCCAUUAUUAUUGUUGUCACAACUGUUGUUGUUGUUGGAUAGGAAAGAGAGAAAUCCAGAAAGGGGAAGAGAAAGACAGACACCUAAAGAUCUGCUUCACCACCCGUGAAGCAACCCUCCUGCAGGUGGUGAGCCAGGGGCUCGAACUGGGAUCCUUACUCUGGUCUUUGUGCUUUGUACCAUGUGCGCUUAACCAGCUGUGCUACAGCCUGACCCCUGACAUAAAUAUUCUUUAAAUAAGAUUCCUCUGGUUUUGCCUUUUCAUAGUAAUUGUAUGUAAAUGGACGUAUGCACUAGGAUUUGUAUUUUUAAAGUGAAAGAAAGCAUCUUGCCAAAUCAUUUUUGUUUUUUCUCCUUUAAGAUCUUAAGUUACAUUUUUCCUGAUGUGGAAGUAAAUGCCUAGCAACUAGAUUAGAAAAACAUGGAACUUGAGCCCAUUUUGAAUGCUGGCUUUUGUAGAUGAGCCUUGAGAGUCUAGUCCAGUUAAACUAUUUAUUGAGUGCCUGCCAUGUACCAGGCUUUGAACUAGACCCUGGGAGGUGAGGCCCAUUCAGGACUGUGGGGUCCCACUAAGGAGUUGUCUGGGGUUUCUCCAGCCCAGCAGGAGAGAGUGCAGGGGCUUCAUAAGAAAGGAUUUACAAGCUGGGUGUUACAGGAUGAGGAAAUGGCUUUCCAGGCUGCAGGAACAACAUACAGAAAGGCCCAGUGUCUGGCCUAGGCCUGGUGCUUGGGGACUGCCAGUGAUUCCAGUGGCCCCAGCCUUUGCAGCUGUUGGGUGGGGGGAGCUUGGUCACAGAGAGAGAAGUAGCACAUAGCGUACCCUAGAGUUUGCUCAGAAGUCGUCAGCCUCAGAGUCUUUUCCUGCAGCUGAGGUUAAUAUCAAGGUUUUUUUGUUUUGUUUUGUUUUGUUUUUGUUUUUCCUUUAGAGAGGCCAAGAAUUCUAGAGAGGCUUAUAGUAAAUAGGGUUUCCACUUUUGGGGGUGCAUGGCCCCUCAUGGGGGAGCAUGAGGUAGGGCUACAGAUUGUCACAUGCAUGGGUUGUCAUGCGGAUGUCUUGACUCCACAUAUGGAUCAGGUUCAACUGUUUCUCUCUAGGAGGAGGUUUAUUUUGCCCUUACACAUCCUUCCCACCAAAAGGCCUAUUGAGACCCAAAAAAAUACAAAAGGAGUGUCAGAAACUCCAAAAUUGGAAUGGGGCCCUUUCUUUGUGUUUCCCAAUGCCAAAGAAGAUUGGAAUAAAUGUAGUACAUAGUAGCCCCUUGUCAGGGGCAUGGUAAGAAGACUCGGACCUUGAAUAGUGGGUGAGGAGAAUGAACAUUCUUUGGUUCCCUUCCAAUCCUGUGAUCUUGUGAUUCUAUGAAUGUUAUUUGUGAUUGGGGCAGCCUACACCAUUACUAAUGUCUGACCAUGAACAUUACCUGAUCCAUGCAUGGCUGACUUUAUUUCAGUAACUGGAGCAUAUCUCAGUGCCCUUGUGUCCUAUCAUAACAAGUAAAUUGCUUGCUACAUUUUCCGAUCUAGCACCCAGUAGGUCUGAAAAAGAUGAUCAGGCAGGCGUAAGUUAAUCAUGGUACCAUCUCAUCAAACAUAGAUACCUCAAGAUGUUCACCCAUACUAAUUCAAAAGUGUAGCUAACUUUGUUGGGUAAAAAGGAGUCAGGGAAUUAAUUGCAGGUGUGCUUAAAGGUUGGUGUUUAUGAUUCUCUUUAUUUGUAUUUUUGGGGAAGCAUAAGUGGGUGAACUGUAACAAAAAGGGAAAAGUAAUUUUAAAAAAUGUUUUUUGUUUAUAUAUAGUUUUUUUUCAAUUAUGUGAACAUCAGUCUGUCAGUAGCAUAUGCCAGUAUGAAAUCUGAACCAAAACACUUUUGUCUCUGGUAAUCAUGGUACUUUUAAUUCAUUUGUGUUUUAAUGGCAUUUGCCUUGCUUUUUAAGUGUCUUGCAUUCAUUGUAUUGUUAUUUUACCAAAAAAAUCUUUAUAUAUAAAAAAUAUAAGAACUGUUAUUAACUGGACAUGAGGGAGGGUGCUGGCCCCAUGUUCAUACCUGACCACCACUCAUUCAUAACCAGGACAAGGGCUGCUCCAUUCCACACAUUUUCUGUGUGGCCUCCCCACAAACUCACCAAGGCAGCCCAGCUACUUGAUGGGUACCUCCUUCUUUCUUGUUUUGAAACAAGGAGACUCUCCAAGGGGUUAGGUGGAGGAUAAAUAAAGCCCAGAGUUGGAACAGAUUUCUCAAAUGUGGUUGUAGCCAAGUUACCCCUACCCCCCACCAUUUACCUGUCACUGGUGUCAAGUCACCGAGCCCAGUAUCCCUGACUGGACUUCCUGUGAGUGGGAAUGCCCUACAUAUUUGAAUGUCUCUACCUAGCUCCUUACCCAAAGGCUGCUACUGAAUAUUGCAGAUGUCUUUAAACUCUGUUCACUGGCUCCCUGGGCAUCCCUCCCACUGAACCGUGUAGCCAUUACCAGUGUAAGAGACUGUUGAUGCAAAUAUGCCUCCGUGGCUUAAAAUAAAUCUCUGUGGAAACCUU
This is a messenger RNA of Erinaceus europaeus (western European hedgehog), 8479 nucleotides long. It is a transcript of the gene WDFY2, whose product is annotated as WD repeat and FYVE domain containing 2. Bases 395 to 1597 code for a protein of 400 amino acids. The transcript is spliced from 12 exons. The record is from RefSeq and is a predicted model, not a curated record. Gene Ontology annotation, molecular function: protein binding; metal ion binding. Lineage: Eukaryota; Metazoa; Chordata; Mammalia; Eulipotyphla; Erinaceidae.